Priceomyces carsonii is the source of this 1518-nucleotide messenger RNA. RefSeq lists its product as uncharacterized. The record is from RefSeq and is a predicted model, not a curated record. Lineage: Eukaryota; Fungi; Ascomycota; Pichiomycetes; Serinales; Debaryomycetaceae. Gene Ontology annotation, cellular component: membrane. Gene Ontology annotation, molecular function: transmembrane transporter activity. The transcript has a single exon. The coding region runs from base 1 to 1518 and encodes 505 amino acids. Gene Ontology annotation, biological process: transmembrane transport.
AUGGGCGUUUUAAAGGAUUCAAAGAGCACAGACAUCAGCGUGAUAGUGUCAAACGAAGUUGACAAUAAAGUUGCAGAUGAGGCACUCUUCUAUGCCACAAAGAGUAAAUCUUAUGAAUUGACUGAGGAAGAAAACAAGAAACUUUUAAGAAAAAUAGAUUGGUGGCUCAUGCCUCUUAUUUGUGCUUUAAUGUCUGUUCAGUUGAUGGAUAAAUCCACAAGCUCGUAUGCAUCUAUAAUGGGAAUGAUAGAAGAUUUGAAUAUGACUGGGCUGGAGUAUUCAUGGGUAGGAACCUCUUUCUAUCUCGGGUAUUUAAUUUUCGAAUUGCCAGCGAAUUUGAUUUUGCAGAGAUUUCCAUUAUCAAAAGUUUUAAGUGUCGCUAUAAUAAGUUGGGGAGUAGUUUUAUGUUGCCACGCAGCGUGCAGAACGGCUUCAACGUUUUUACUUUGUCGUACGCUUUUAGGUAUUCUUGAAUGUUUCAUGACGCCUGCUUAUAUUAUUUUAACAACGCAGUGGUAUAGGAAGUCCGAGCAAUAUAUGAGAUGUAGUAUUUGGCAAGGCUUUCAGGGAUUCGGUACUAUCUUAGGUUCAGGCAUAGCAUAUGGACUUUAUACACACCUGAGCCUGUCACUGCUUACAGCAUGGCAAGACCUAUAUGUUAUUACAGGAGUUAUUACGAUUGCACUCGGACUUAUCUCUAUUUUUCAUAUUCCUGACAUUCCAGCUAAGGCAUGGUUUUUGGAUGAGAAAGAGAAACUAGAUGUCGUGAACAGAAUUAGAGAAAAUAAUCAAGGUUUUGGUAACAAACACUUCAAAUGGUAUCAAUUUAAAGAGGCAUUACUUGAUAUAUGCACUUACUCUUUACUAUUUUACAUGAUAGGAUACGGUAUUUCAAACGGAGGUUUAGGUAAUUUUGGUUCUAUUGUAUUACUGGAUGAUUUCGGUUUCGGGACAGGGCCAGCAUUAUUGAUGAAUAUGAUAGGGGGUGGUAUAGACGUGAUUUUUCCUGCACUUUUUGCUUAUAUCCAACGUAAAUUUUCUAUUAGCAGAUUGCUUGUUUGCUUUUUUAUCAACGCUUUAAACUUUACUGGCCUUUGUCUUCUAGCGUUUUGCAAAUAUAGCAGCGCUCGUCUUGUUGGAUACUACUUAAACUAUUUACAAACUGCAAGUUAUGCCACGAUGACCUCAAUAAUAGCGUCUAAUAUAGCGGGCCAUACUAAGAAAGUUACGGUGAGUGCCGUAUUUUUAGUUGGUUUUUGUGCCGGUAAUAUGAUAGGACCACAGACAUUUCUCGACUCUGAAGCUUCUUCUGACUAUCCGACCGCUAAGACAGUCAUGGCAGCAACUGCAACAUUAAGUUUGAUUACUCCGGUAGUCAUGCUAGUGGCAUUCUAUUAUAGAAACAGAAAAAAAUUUACCCAGUUGGUAGAACUUGGUGACACUCAUGUUCAUAUAGAAAAUGCUGAAUUUGCCGAUCAAACAGACAUUGAGAAUAUAGACUUUAGAUACUGCUACUGA